CGACCAGAUUUGGGCAGCGGGAAAAAACAUAGGAAGAAAGAGUAGGACCAGACUGCCAGGUACUUAUCUAGUAAUUGUAUCGCAAACGACAAUUGUCUUGCAUCGAAGGCCUCAAAGUUACCGAGACAGCGGACAAGCAAAUUCAAGAAAAACUGUACCACCAGUCAUACGGACUGACUCGAAAAUUCUCCAAGGCGGGGGAAGAACAAGUGGUGUGAAUUGCCCCUCCAGAGCGAGCCAUGGGAAAGUCGUCAAAAGACAAGCGAGAUGCGUACUACCGACUGGCAAAAGAAGAAGGAUGGCGGGCACGAUCUGCAUACAAGUUACUGCAACUAGACGAAGAAUUCAAUUUGUUUGAAGGCGUCACCCGAGUCGUGGAUCUCUGUGCUGCACCAGGAAGCUGGAGCCAAGUGCUAUCCCGUGUGCUCAUUAAGGGAGAAAAAUUUGGACGGGCGGGGUGGCAGGAGAAGCAGGCUUCGACACGGAACUAUGUUUUGGGUGCGGACAAGAAGAAGGAAGAUGGUCUGGAAGUAGAGAAAAAGGAACAGGAUGCUGGAGUCAAGGAACAGAGACCAAAUCCAAGAGAAGGAGUACGGAUAGUUGCGAUUGAUUUGCAGCCCAUGAGUCCGCUGGAAGGUGUAACGACAAUGCGCGCAGAUAUUACGCAUCCUUCAACAAUACCCCUUAUGCUCAAGGCGCUCGAUCCCGAUACAUACGACCCCAAGGCCACGAGCGGCUCCUCACCUGUGGACCUGGUGAUUUCCGAUGGGGCGCCCGACGUCACUGGUCUCCACGACCUCGACAUUUACGUGCAGAGCCAGCUCCUGUGGGCAGCGCUCAACCUGGCCCUGUGCGUGCUCAAGCCCGGCGGCAAGUUUGUGGCCAAGAUCUUCAGAGGUAAAGACGUCGAUUUGCUGUUUGCACAGCUGAAGAUUGUGUUUGAGCGGGUGCGCGUGGCCAAGCCGAGGAGUAGUCGGGCGAGCAGCAUAGAAGCGUUUGUCGUGUGCGAGGGCUUCUGUCCUCCCAAAGGGUUCACGGCCAGUCUGGACAAACCGCUUGGCGCGGGCACGCAGCUGCCCACACCACGAGCACCCGCUCCGUGCGAUGCGCCCAGACCAGAAAGCAGGGUCUCGCGAAAAGUCAGGGACGACGGGGCAAUCGAGAUUGACCUUGGCGACGAGAGCGAAGACCAGGAUGAUAUGGAAGAAGGAGGUCAGCGGUGGAUAGCGCCGUUUCUGGCAUGUGGUGACUUGUCGGCUUACGACUCUGAUGCUACAUAUCAUUUGCCCAAGGACAGAGUCAGUCUGGACCCUGUGCAGCCUCCUACAGCGCCGCCGUACAAGAGAGCGCUGGAGAUGCGAAAAUUGGCCGGGGGUGCAUACGGGAAGACAAAGGGUAGGGCUGAGCAGACAGCAUCGUAAUUGAGAUUGAGGAGGCGGUACUUGGACUGCCGUAACAAGGAUGCAUGUUUCAUUUCUGCCAUGACAUGACUUGAGGGGCUAGUGGAUAAUCAUCGUUCGGCAUAGAUAUGUUUGUUGCAUACGUAUAGACUACAUGGUGGCACAAUGUAAGCAAUAUCCAUCUAUGCUAUACUCGAUGUUUUAGCGUUUGGUCAGUGUGCGUUUGGAGACUUGGGGUGGUAUGUAAGCAAGUAUACAAAUACCUUGCACCCUAGCGCUGUAGAGGCGUUGUGUAAGUAUGUAUCAGGUGCAUGGG
Molecule: messenger RNA, 1716 nt
Organism: Bipolaris sorokiniana ND90Pr
Lineage: Eukaryota; Fungi; Ascomycota; Dothideomycetes; Pleosporales; Pleosporaceae
Exons: 1
Coding region: 240-1421 (393 amino acids)
Biological process (GO): cytoplasmic translation; tRNA methylation
Cellular component (GO): cytoplasm
Molecular function (GO): tRNA methyltransferase activity
Source: RefSeq, a predicted model, not a curated record